AUGACCGAUCAUAUCGAUGGAAGUACGAGUAACGAAGAAUCAUUGAGUAGAAACAAUACUAAUCCGUCAGAGAACUCGCAAAGUGGUGUAGAUGGUGAUAUUAUUUUGAAUAAUAAUAACGGUAGCGCAAAUCAAAUGGAAAAUGUUCCAUUAGAUCUAACAUCAGCUUUGGUACCAACAAAUGGUGAACAGGGUAGAUUGAACACGAUUCCUAACACACGAACCAGCAUAAUGUCGAAUGAUAGAACUAUGUUACCAGUCGUUUCGACGAAUGAUCGGAAUGUCCAACCCCUUUACCGAAAUUCUCAACCUUCAACGAGUUCGUCGCUAACUCACUCUUUUCCUGGAAUUGAAUCAAACGGAAGUCAUAUGAGUUUCAAAUCCGCUUUAGACUUUUUACCGCAAUUUUAUGAUGGUCAGAAUAUUCCGAUUUCAAAAUUUGCUCGUGAUUGUUUAUUCGCGCAAGAAUCUAUUGUAGAAAGAGAAAGGCCCCUACUGCUUCGUAUGAUAAGAUCUCGAUUGCGUGGCGAUGCGGAUCUAUAUUUACAAGACCAAGAGAUCAAUUCAUUAGAAGACCUUUUGAAUGACUUAAAAGCCGCAUUUUCACCUCACGAAAACGUUCAGGACCUCACAGCGAUGCUGUCUACCGUAACACAGAAAACUGAAGAGACUGCGGAAAAGUACGGGGUUUGCGUACGGAAAAUUUUGAAUAGACUGGUCACCGCGAUUGAGCAUGAUAACGCCCCCGAAAUUUCAUUUGGAAUGAUUCACGCAGCUCGAGCGUCCGCAAUUGUCAAUUUCUUACGUGGUUUGAAAGGAGACCUUGAGUUAAGAGUUCGCAUAAAAAAUCCGAAAGCAGCAGAGUGGGGGGUUGCUUACCAAAAGGGACUUCGUUUUGACAAUAUCUUGACAGAUAAUGAGGAAACGAAGAAAAUACUAAAACUCCAUCUCACGUUCAAGACAGAUUUAAUCCUUGAGAAAACAGACAUACCCUCUUCCAAAUAUAACUGAGAUUCUAGAUCAAUUAGGAAAGGCAAAAUAUUUUUCGGUAUUAGAUCUUGCUUCUGGAUUUCACCAGAUCCGGAAAAGGUCGAAGCAGUAUCGAAUUUCCCUCGUCCAAAAACGUGCAAAAAUGUUAAACAGCUUUUGGGGUUAGCCGGUUAUUACAGACGAUUUAUUCCAAAUUUUGCCACAAUUACAAAACCUUUAACAAUAUUGCUGAAAAAGACGACUGAAUUUCAGUGGGGGGAGGCACAAGAAAAUUCGUUUAACGAAAUAAAGAAGAUUCUAUGCUCUCAACCAUUAUUGCAGUACCCUGACUUUACUCGACCAUUUGUUAUCACAACAGACGCAUCCGGAUAUGCCUUGGGCGCUGUAUUGAGCCAAGGACCUGUAGGUAAAGAUCUCCCGAUUGCAUAUGCAUCCCGUACCUUAAAUGCCGCAGAGAUGAACUAUUCCACCACUGAAAAGGAAUUAUUGGCUGUAGUAUUCGCUGUAAAACGGUUUCGUCCUUAUGUCUUUGGUCGUACAUUUACCUUGAUUACUGAUCACCGUUCAUUAACCUGGCUUCAUAAUCUCAAAGACCCUGCUUCAAGGCUUGCUCGUUGGAAAAUAUGGCUCAGUGAGUACGAUUAUGAGUUUGAUUACAAGCCUGGUUCUUUAAAUGCAAAUGCUGAUGCACUUUCAAGAAAUCCUGUAGAUUCCACUGAAUUUCCUGAGGAAACUGAUCAUCGGGUGCUGAUCGUGCAUGAUCCGUUACCCGCUGCAGAAUCCGAACUCCCUGAAGACGACCUUUUGGUUGAACGUGUGUUCCUGUGUAAAGAGAAAGUGAGAAAUGUUGAGUUGAUAAAGGACAGUAACAGUGACUUGACGGACAAAGAAAGCUCCCGUAAUGGAGGCUCGUUUGAGGGACGCGUGAUACCCUCAAUUGCGAGUGGUUCGGUCGCCUCAGCGAGUAGUUAUAUAUCUCAAUGUAUGAGAGCUCCCCCUGGGGAAAGCUGUGUUGCGGCGGUGAAGCCCGCUCACAGGGAGGUGUGUACCUCAAGUUGCACAUCCUUCGGGAAAGGUGCGCGCAGAGGAAGCGUAUCAACUCUAGGAGCGAACCCUAAUGGGAACAGUUCCGUUGAGGGGAACGCAGGCCUCUUGCGAAGUAUAAACGUCUUGGAUCAGGCGCAACGCAGAAAGGAUCGAUGCCCCGGGAAGACGUGACUUCACCACGUAUUGAGUGUGAGAAAUGUGAAAUUGGCCAAGACGAUUUGACAAAGACAAGAAAGAGACGAAUUGCAGAAAACGAAAGUUUUACAGAAGUAAAGAAAGAGUUGUGUAAUGGACCACGUUUUCCUAAAAGAAUUCCUAUUCUAAUCACAAAUCCCAGAUCAAUAUUGAGACCCAUUAUCCAAAAUAGCACUGAUACGAUAAUGAUGAGAGAUGAUAACAAGAUAAAUUUCAUUUCUGCAGAUUGUAUUUUGACAACUGCUGUUGGAAGAGAUUUGAUGAAUUCAGGUGAAUUCCACUUGCAGACUUUGAAAGCAGAGGAACCAGAAUUAGGUCAAGUAGUAGUGACUAGAAACAAGAAAAAUUAUAUUUUUCACCUGUUCAUACGUGAAAAAUUCGAUGAUAAAAUUUUCAUGAAAAAUAUCGAGUUAGCAGUAGAAGCUCUGAAACAAGCUACUAAAGCUUUAAAUGUGAAGAAUUUCAGUAUAUCGAAAGUUGGGAAUGGACUAGGAAAUUUCUCAUGGAUAUUAGUUGAGAAAAUAUUUCGUGCUUACUUUGGAAAGGAAGAUUAUCAGAUAACUGUUUGUGCCGGAACAGUCAGAACUCCACCUGAAACAGAACGUCCUUUGAUCAUAGCUGAAAAUCAUGACUCCGUUAGUGGAGGACAUAAAGGAGAGACAAAAACCUACGAGCGAAUAAGACAGUCAUAUUAUUGGAAAAACAUGAAAAAUGAUAUACAUGAUUACGUCAAAACGUGUAGUUCGUGUCAACGGAAGAAACUAAUUCGAGUAAAAACUAAACAGCCGAUGAGAAUCACUGAUACCCCUACUAAGGUAUUUCAGAAGUUACAAAUCGAUAUCGUAGGCCCUUUACCCUUAACCGAGACAGGUAAACGGUAUUUACUGACCUGGCAGGAUUGUUUAUCGAAAUAUUCGGGAGGCAUCUCUUUGUCCAAUGUUGAAGCACCUACUAUUGCUAUCGCAUUCGCAGAAGCUUUCAUUUGCUUAUAUGGAUGUCCCGAAUCUAUUCAAACUGACCAAGGUAGCCAGUUCCUCAGUGCGAUUAUGAUUAACAUUGCCAAAAUCUUCAAGAUCAGACAAUUCAAAUCAACCUCUUUCCAUCCACAAUCGUUAGGAUCCCUCGAGAGAAGUCAUCACACAUUCAUCGAAUAUCUGAAACAUUAUUGUACACAGGUUAAUUGGGAUCCUUGGUUACCAUUUGCAAUGUUUUCUUUCAAUACUUCACUUCAUGAGUCAACUGGAUUUACACCUUACGAAGUUGUCUUUGGUAAUAAAGUUAGGCUUCCCUCUGAAUUCACAGAAGAAAAGGUACCGCUUACUUACAUAGAAUUGGUUGACAAUUUAUUGAUCAGGUUAUCUGAGACCCAAUCGACGGUUAUCUCUAGACUAGAAGCUGCAAAAAGACGAUGUAAAAAAUACUAUGACCGUAAACUGAAUACAAAGAAUUUUAAGGUAGGACAAUAUGUCUACCUACUCAAAGAACCGAGAACUAACAAGUUUGAUGAUCACUAUAUUGGUCCCUUUUUAAUAAAUCAAAUUUUCAGAGAUAAUAAUGUUGAACUGCAAAUCAGUCAAACUAAAACAAGGAUAGUUCAUAUGGAUAAAUUAAAACAUGCAUUUCUCAGAUUGGAUGACGAAGAUUAAUAAUAAAACUGAAUUUUAAAUCUUAAUUACGUAAUAAUCUUACUUUCAAGACGUUUGAUUAAGCCUUUUAUAGAUUUUAAUUGAUUCGCGAAAUCAGAUUGUGUAGUUUACUAGUAACAUAACCUGAAAGGUAAUUGGAAACUAGAUCUAUUUACCAUAAUAUCGAUUCCUUUACAAUAAUUAACCAUGCUUUUGAAAAAUUCACUGAGUUCUUGCACUGCAAAAUUAUAGUAUACAACACCCCUUGUUUAUCACUUUCGUUAUCACUUCUUAGUCCACGAUGUUUAUCCUACGAUUCCACCAUAUCACUACACUACACCACGGCGACCACACGCGUAAACCUAUGAACAUAAAAGUUGUUUCAUUGAAACAUCUUUUCAAUAAGGGGGAAGGUGUGACGAAUGCGUAAUUCGUCACCAGAGUGCGCUGAUUUCUGCGCUAAGAACCGCGAAUUUGCGAAUUUCGUACUUUAGCAUUUCAUACGGAUUUGAUAAUUUGAUCAUUGAAAUAUUAACAAAUGAGAGGAACGUGACGGACUUGGGUGACUAAUAUAUAAGUAUAGCAUAAACAAUAACCGCUAGUCGAUAAGAAAUAUGAACGUAUUGACUAACUCAUUCUUAUAGUUUACAUUAUAAUAAUCUCCAUACGUUGAAAUGUAUCGGAAUAAGGCUUUCUUUGAUUUCUUAUAUAAAUAGUUCUAGUAUUCCAAUACGAUACUUUUACCCACUUUCAUCUUAUAAACAUUAGGCUAGGACAUAUCCUUCGUCACUCUUAUGCUAAGGACCUAGAAUAAUAAGGGCAUUGUGUGGUUGCGAAGCGAGCGUGUGAAACCGAAGCGUGGGUCGCGAGACCCCAGAAUUCGAAUGAGUGGGAGAAUGAAGAACAACGUGAUUGGUCCGCGUAUGAGCGGAGCGUACCGAGUCUGCGCGUGAGAAUCAAAAGAUUUGUGAGACUAAAAGUCGAACGGAAUAGAAUUAAGAGAGAACAUUGUUGUCAGCCGAAGAGUCAAGAUCCAUAUUUUCGUCAAUAUAUUCAUAAAACAUUUAAA
Venturia canescens is the source of this 4926-nucleotide messenger RNA. RefSeq lists its product as uncharacterized. Lineage: Eukaryota; Metazoa; Arthropoda; Insecta; Hymenoptera; Ichneumonidae. The record is from RefSeq and is a predicted model, not a curated record. The transcript has 2 exons. Bases 1 to 1011 code for a protein of 336 amino acids.